Molecule: messenger RNA, 627 nt
Organism: Capronia epimyces CBS 606.96
Lineage: Eukaryota; Fungi; Ascomycota; Eurotiomycetes; Chaetothyriales; Herpotrichiellaceae
Exons: 1
Coding region: 1-627 (208 amino acids)
Source: RefSeq, a predicted model, not a curated record
AUGUCCCCUCCGUCGUCCUCCUCAUCUUCAAGAGCGAUACAACCCGGCCAAGUUGGCUCGACUGCACCAAUAGACCUGGCAAUCGAGUCAGUUGAUCUUACCGGCGUCGACGAUAAUGCUAGUCUCUCCGCGGCUCUGGCAAAACAACAUCAGGAUGCCAUCCUAUCUCAAAAUUCAGGCACAGAUUCUGGCCGAACACCGUUAACAGCAUACAAAUGUCCUGUGUGCAUGGAUACCCCGACCGACGCGACCUCUACGGUCUGUGGCCAUGUCUUCUGCCACCGCUGUAUCAUGGACACACUGACUUGGUCUAUUGAACAACGUCGUGAGGAUGCCCCUCCUAAUCGCAAGGUUCGAGGGGUUUGUCCCGUCUGUCGAAAGCAACUCGACACAAAAGAUACCCCCGGGGCUGCCAGAAGUUUGAUCCCGCUGGAGCUCAAAUUCCUGGUGAGGAAGCGGAAAAGAGAUGACAAGGGCAAGGCGAAGAUGGUCAAGGCCGAAACUCUGAGUGGUGACGAGGGCGGGGACGAUCAAAUAGGCAGCGAGAAGGAGAACGUGCGGGCAGGCAAGGCCAGAAAGAGGGAGUCUACUGCGGAUGCGUUCUGGAGCCAGUUCUUGGCUGAUUGA